AUGCCUCAACCAGAAUUCAAUUUGCUCGAUGCGAGCAUCACAGAUCUUCAGGAUGCACUCUCAUCCGGAAGACUCACAAGCGUGGGCUUGGUAUCGCGAUACCUACGACGCAUCAGCGUCUACGACGCCAACGGACUGAAAUUGAGCGCGAUCCCAAUCCUCAACCAAUCUGUCUUCGAUGAAGCUGCUGCAUCUGAUGCACGGCGAUCAAAGGGACUCACUCCACGGCCACUGGAGGGGAUCCCCUACCUGGUCAAAGACAAUAUCAAAGUAAAGGGAAUGACAGUCGCCAACGGCUCCCCUGCAUUUGAGAAACUUGUCGCAAACGAAGAUGCUGCAUGUGUGCAGAUGCUCCGGAAUGCAGGUGCCGUUCUUCUGGGCCGGACCAACAUGCCUGCUAUGGCAUACGGCGGAAUGCAGCGCGGCGUCUGGGGUCGUGCGGAGAGUCCUUAUAACGACGAUUAUCUCGCGGCGGCGUAUGCCUCGGGGUCAUCUAAUGGAUCGGCCGUUGCCACGAGUUCGAAUUUCUGUGCCUUUUCUCUUGGUACCGAGACGGUCUCGUCUGGUCGAUCGCCGGCUUCGAAUAAUGCCAUUGUCGCAUACACACCCUCCAAGGGCCUCCUUCCGCUCCGCGGAGUCUUUCCUCUCUAUCCGACUUGUGAUGUCUUGGUCCCUCAUACUAGGACCGUUGCUGAUCUCUUUUACGUCCUCGAUGUAUUGGCUGCCCCUGAUCCAACUCCCGCAGGGGACUUCUACAACGAACAAAAUGUCGUUUCUAUUCCUUCGGUAGCCGAUGUCCGACCAGAGUCUUUUUCCACACUACAGGAGAAGUCCUCUCUAAAGGGGAAGCGCAUUGGUGUUCCCUCGAUGUACAUUGGAGGCGACGAUUCCUCCAUUCAGCCGAUUAGCAAAGUUCAAACUCGAGCAUCCAUCAUCAAACUAUGGCAGGAAGCUCGGCAAGCACUAGAGGCAUGCGGCGCUGAAGUGAUCGAAACCGACUUCCCCUUAGUGACAGACUACGAAUCCAAUGCCGCCUCAGGACAACUUGUCACUGUCGCGAAUCUCCCAGAUGGCUGGGCCGGCAAAGAACGGUGCGAAGUCGUCUCCCACGCAUGGGAUGAUUUUCUAGUCGCAAACGGUCAAAAAGGCCUCGACUCUCUGACGCUCGUCGAUCCCGACACAAUUUUCCCACUCGCACCAGGUUCGCUACUCGGCACACCAGAGGCCGCGAACAAGCCGCGAUGGGGUGAGAUUGUCCAGUAUCCUCACAGCAAACCAACUUCUAUCUUCGAAAUCCCAGGCAUGAAACAGGCGAUACAGGCGUUUGAAGAUGCCCGAAAAGAAACAUUUGAGAAAUGGAUGGACAAGUUCGGUCUGGACGCCGUCGUCUUUCCAUCUAAUGCAGACGUGGGUGCUGCGAACGCAGAUGCGGAUCGAGACGGGUCUCUCUUUGCUUGGAGUAACGGUGUCAAAUACUCCAAUGGUAAUCGGCCCAUCCGCCAUCUGGGUGUGCCGACUAUCUCGGUUCCUAUGGGUGUUAUGGAGGAUACAAAGAUGCCAGUCAAUCUUACCUUCGCUGGGAAGGCGUAUGAGGAUAACAAUCUUCUGAAGUAUGGAUAUGCUUAUGAGAUGGCCUCAAAGCGCCGUGUCCUACCACCUUUUGUGCCGGCUCUUGAUUCGGAUUUUAUUCCGAGUGGGAAGGCUUCGUCUAUUCAGUCCACCCCCAAACUCGUGGUAGAGACCCAGGUGAAGGAGGUUCGUGGCUCGGAAGUGGUUGUUAAGGUUGAGGGGGCUUCUGAGGGCGCUCGGCUUAGGAGUGUCUCGUGCUAUAUCAAUGGACAACCGUGCGAUACUACUCUAGAAAACGGAAAGUGGUCCACUACGGCUUCGUAUCCGGUGUCUGAUCGAGAUGGGAAGUGGGAGAAAUGGGCUAGUCCUGCGCUGAAUCAAACCAUUGUGGUGGUGACGGCAUACACGGACGAGGGCUCUGCGGCUGGCAAGCUCAUCAUGCUGUGA
Messenger RNA from Penicillium cinerascens, 2016 nucleotides. RefSeq names its product Amidase. The transcript has a single exon. Lineage: Eukaryota; Fungi; Ascomycota; Eurotiomycetes; Eurotiales; Aspergillaceae. The record is from RefSeq and is a predicted model, not a curated record. Bases 1 to 2016 code for a protein of 671 amino acids.